This is a messenger RNA of Stylophora pistillata, 1743 nucleotides long. Its product is annotated as tubulin--tyrosine ligase. Gene Ontology annotation, cellular component: spindle microtubule. Gene Ontology annotation, molecular function: tubulin-tyrosine ligase activity. The record is from RefSeq and is a predicted model, not a curated record. Gene Ontology annotation, biological process: protein modification process; microtubule cytoskeleton organization. Lineage: Eukaryota; Metazoa; Cnidaria; Anthozoa; Scleractinia; Pocilloporidae.
CUUCACAAUUCUUGGCUCUUCUUUUUUGGUUUUUCAUAAUUUAAUCAAUUUUUGUAUCAAAUUGUUCUCGUUACUUUAUGUUUCUUUGACCUUGCGGAUUACUCAAGACUAUCUCCUCGAUUGUUAAAACCAAACCGUUUGGUUGAUGAAAGCUCGAAUAUAGGGGCUAGGGCUAGCCGGGCUGGGGCCUGGAAAGCCUUUUUGGCUGGGCCUUCCGGCUAACCGUCCAGCGGUUGCAAAGAAAAUUCAAAAUGGCGUUCUUUGAUGACAAAAUAUGGCGGGUAACAUGAAUUUUCGCUUUGCUGUCCUUAUUUACAAUUCUAGCAAUGUACACACUCGUGAAUCGAGACGAGGAUAGUUCAGUGUAUAAUUAUGUUAAAAACUUGCUAUUAGAAGGAUCAUCGGAGAAGACGAAAUGGAAAGAAGCUCGUCAAGAUUUCGAACGGUUCAACUUGAUGUUUGGAGAGAGGAAAAGAAAGGGCCUCGAUUAUACGAGGAUAGGUCACAUGCCAGGGCUUUGUCAAGCAGUAAAUUACUACAGAGGUUCUGAAAACCUACUUUGUAAAAAGGUACCUUUAGUGAAGUAUGUUAGAUCAAUAGCCAAGAGAGAGGCUGAAGUUUAUCAAUGGAUACCUGUUUCUUUUAUCAUUUUACCUGCGCAAAUAAGAUCAAAAUCUGACACAAGAGUGAAAUACAGUACAAAAUAUGAGGAUGAAAGAGAGAAGCUUGUAGCAUUUGCCAACAGCCUUCAAGAGAAAGUCUGGAUUGCAAAGUCUUCAUCUGGAGCUAAAGGGAAGGACAUCUUCAUUUCUGACAACAUAGAAGAAAUUGUGGAUUUUGUUGAUGAACAGACACAAGGGUUUGUUGUACAGAAGUACAUUGAAAACCCUUUGCUUCUGGAUAAAAACAGAAAAUUUGACAUAAGGUGCUGGGUCCUCCUGGAUCAUACAUACACCAUUUAUAUUUUCUCUGAGGGAGUCCUAAGAACCUCAUCUGAACCAUAUGAUGCUGAUAACUUAAAAAAUAUUACCAGUCAUCUGACAAAUCAUUGUAUACAGGAAGAACACUCUGCUAAUUUUGGACAAUAUGAAGAAGGAAAUGAAAUGUUCUACAGUGAAUUUUCUAGGUAUCUUGAAGAAACUUUUGGUGUUUCUCUUGCUGGGACAAUCUUACCUCAGAUAAAUUCCAUUGUUAAGAAAUGCCUGCUUGGGCUCAAAGAGGAACUGACCACAGAAGGUUUGGGAUAUCACAGUUUUCAGCUCUUUGGGUUUGACUUUAUGAUUGAUGCCCAGUUUCAUGUCUGGCUCUUGGAAGUUAAUGGGGCUCCCGCUUGUGCAAAGGCUUUAUUACCAGCCCUAGCUCAAGACCUUGUGAGAAAAGCCAUCGAUCCUCUCUUUCCAAAAGAUAGCAGCAAAGGGGAUACUUGUGACCGCGAUUCAUCAAAGAGCAAGACAGGGAAUAUCACACAGGGACAUUUUGUGAUCAUUUAAAAAAGAACUAACCUCGUAAAUGAAUGCUACUACUACCGCACAGAAUAUUCGACGAUCACUCUCGCUGUUAUAACUCACUAACCGAGUGAAACACGCCACAGAGAAAGAUACUCAUGAGUUUACCCAAAGAUGCUGGUCGUCUGGCUUAAGAGUGCAAAACACGGUUUUCGGUCCCACUUUGGUUUCCAAAACGAAACUAUGUUUACCACUAAGGGCUGCAAGCGACGAAAUAAAAGAAAUCUGUUCUUGUGAA